AUGGUAUCAACAGCCACAUCUCCCAUGGUAUCAAAAGUCUCAUCAAACACAGAGAAGCACAAGGCCAGUGUUUUGGAAGGAGACACGUACCCUGCUAACGUACAGAAGGAUGACACGUACCCUGCUAACGUACAGAAGGAUGACGCGUACCCUGCUAACGUACAGAAGGAGACACGUACCGCUAACGUACAGAAGGAUGGACACAAGGAUGACGCGUACCCUGCUAACGUACAGAAGGGUGACGCGCACCUGCUAACGUACAGAAGCGAUGACGCGCAUCCCGUUAGCGUACAGAAGGAUGACGCGUACCCUGCUAACGUACAGAAGGAUGACAUGUACCCUGCUAACGUACAGAAGGAUGACACGUACCCUGCUAACGUACAGAAGGAUGACAUGUACCCUGCUAACGUACAGAAGGAUGACACGUACCCUGCUAACGUACAGAAGGAUGACACGUACCCUGCUAACGUACAGAAGGAUGACACGUACCCUGCUAACGUACAGAAGGAUGACACUUAUCCUGCUAACGUACAGAAGGAUGACACGUACCCUGCUAACGUACAGAAGGAUGACACGUACCCUGCUAACGUACAGAAGGAUGACACGUAUCCUGCUAACGUACAGAAGGAUGACACUUAUCCUGCUAACAUACAGAAGGAUGACACGUAUCCUGCUAACGUACAGAAGGAUGACACGUAUCCUGCUAACGUACAGAAGCUGACAUGCACCCUGCUAACGUACAGCGAUGACAUGUACCCCUGCUAA
Messenger RNA from Homarus americanus (American lobster), 765 nucleotides. RefSeq lists its product as uncharacterized. The record is from RefSeq and is a predicted model, not a curated record. Bases 1 to 765 code for a protein of 254 amino acids. NCBI's taxonomy places the organism in Eukaryota, Metazoa, Arthropoda, Malacostraca, Decapoda, Nephropidae. The transcript has 3 exons.